UAGGCAGGCCUUUAUUCUCUCUCUCCUCUCUUCUCUCUCUUUAGAAAUGGAGUCCUAUAAACACUUGUUGAGCACAGAAGGAUGUAGCAGCAGUGAAUCAGGGUGGACUACAUACAUUGCCUCUCCCAUGGAAGAAGAUGAACCUCAAUGCAGUUAUGAUGAUGUUGAAUACAACUAUAAUAGCAUUACAAGUCACACAAGCAUUCAAGAGAUUGACAAAGACGACAAUGGCAGUGAUGAUUCAAUGGCUUCGGAUGCAUCCUCUGGCCCAAGCCAUCAUCAACACCACCUUGUCUUGCCUUCACGCAGUAAAGAAUGUAAUCCAGGCACCGCUCGUUUCAAGCGCGAUAGCAAGCAAUCGAAGAACAAGAACACAAGCAAACAAGAGAAGAAAAGGGGUGAAAAGAGUACCAAACGGAAGUGAGAAGUCGAUGCAGGCUCAAGAAGUGAUGGAGGCACAGAUACGAGUCCUGCUCAUAGAAAAGACUGCAAAUUAUAGUUGUUUAUUAAGACUAUAAGCUUGCAAAUGAGAAGAAGAUGUAUAUUCUUUCUUUGUAUUCAGAAACAGAAGCAUAUAUACUCUUUUUUAUUUCUGAAAAUUAUUGAUGAUUCAUGCCACGUACUUAACUGUUCUACAAGGAAACAAAGUGA
Molecule: messenger RNA, 651 nt
Organism: Rosa chinensis
Lineage: Eukaryota; Viridiplantae; Streptophyta; Magnoliopsida; Rosales; Rosaceae
Product: protein SOB FIVE-LIKE 4
Exons: 1
Coding region: 47-424 (125 amino acids)
Biological process (GO): cytokinin biosynthetic process
Source: RefSeq, a predicted model, not a curated record